AAUUUUAGGAUUUUUCUAUAAAAUUUAUGUAUAAAAUAUUUUGGUUUUAUCUCAAAUGGCCUCAAAUAUUUGACAAAUUGAUUUAUGAUCUAAUGUUUGUUUUUGAAUAAUAUAUAUUAUUUUAAAUACAAAUCAUUUUACAAAGUUUUUUAGAGUUAAUGUUAUAUUUAAACUAUUAAAUGAAAAAAAAUUAAUUUCAGAAAUAUAUAAUAUUCCAUAUUUUUUUAUGUAUUUAGCAUAAAUAUAUUUUUAAGUGAUUAUAAUAAAUAAUAUAUGUACUACACUGUUAUCAGUCUUACAGAGACAAUCCACACAAGUUCAAGUCCCAUGAAACAAAAGUGUGAAUUCUUUUAUUUCUUUCUUUAAUAUAUUAUAUUUUCCUUCUGCGGAUUUUUUUUCUUUCCUUUCUUAAGAAAUUCUCUUGUGAGCUAGAAAGGAGGGAGAAGAUCUUUGUGGUUCUCGUCUCCCACUUCGCGGAGGAUCGGAGAUCUCUCCUGCAGCGGGCCCCACGUUGCGGGGCCAGAUUCUGGGACUGAAGCGACGGCGCAGUGCCGGUCGACGUACAGUCGACGUAGCUCUCACACGGUGCUCUCUCCGGCAGGCAGUGACAGCUAGGCAUAGAGUCAUCAGCCCGUUAUUCGAAAGUCCGCGGAAGCCGCGCGUGUCGGAGUCGCGCGUCGUCGUGCCUCAGUCGCUCGCACGUGACUUGCGUGAGGUGACGCGACGUGACGUGACGUGCGAGACAUCGCACGUGCUAGGAGAAGUGUUGCAUUUUCCGCGAAAUCGGAUUUGAGACUGAUGGACACGCAUUCUCAGGAGAGACGAAAUAAAUCAGUGAAAAAAAAUUUUUCUUAAAUAAGUAAAACGAACGUAUUCUUUUUCAAGAAAGAGAAGAUACUUGGAAGAAGUGAAGGCAUGAAGAAAGAUGCCUUAGCAUUUAGCGCUCUACAAAAAUAUCCUUAUUUUUGGAGUAAAAAAGAAAUCAAGGAAUGAUAUCUAAUGAGUAAGAGAAGAAUAUUUUAUAUACUUUAAUAUUGAAGACAUUUUGAAGAAAAUCAAAUUUUUUGACAAAAAUAAAGAAACAAAAAAAAAACUAGUCCACUGUUGAAUAAUUUUUGUCUAGGAGAAAAAAUUAGAACCAAUUGUUUCAUUGAAGAUACUUUCAAAUUGAGAGUUGGUUCUUUGGAAGAAAAAUUCUUGGACGAUUUAUCUAUAAAUAAGAGAAAUAGAAAUUGAUUCAUUGAAGCGAAAAAAUCUCAUUAUCCAAUCCAAAAUAACUAUUUUCUUAUUAAAGGUUUAGAAUAAUUUUAAAAAGUAACAAAUAAGAUAUACUCCUGUACAGAAGGAAAAAGAAACAGGAGAGAGAGAGAGAGAGAAGAAAAAAGAGAUUGAAAUUUUUCGAUACAAAAGCUUUAAUAUUAGUUGAAAUAAACUUCCUGCCGUCUCUGGAUUAAAUUUGGAACGAUAAUUUUCAUUUCUUCGUAAAAGCAAUUCACCAGCAAAUACAUUUUUAUUGAUUGUAGGAGAAGGAUUUGAAUUAUAUGUCUUUACAAUCUACGAAAAGAUUUUAACAAAGAUUUUGACAAAAUCCUAUUAAUUACUUCAUUAUUAUUAUCGCGAACAAGUUCGAAAAACUUUACGAAGAAAAUAUCGCUCGAAGAUACAUCACUUUUCUGGACUUAUACAACUGUAUCAUCUCCACAAAGGAUCUCUCUCCUUCGUUUUCUAUUUAAAGUUAAUUAUAUUAAUCGGUACCUGUUUUAAUGUACAAUGUGAAAAAUGCGACAGGCAGCCACAGCGAAUCAGUUGGACUUAACACGGAACUUAACGGAUUGAUGGACAUCAACGGCGGUUUUACGAGCGUCUCGAUCACGGUACGCGAGCACCGUAACGCGGCAUUCGUUUCACGUUGAAGAGAAACGUCAAGAAGGACAACGAUGUCGCGAACUUUGCAACCGAUCGAGGAAUCCAAUCCCGGCAAGUCAUCAGCGAGCAAUGAGCAGCACGACAAGGACAGCCUAAACGAGACCGGAAGUACAACGGGUGGCACAGUGGAGGGCGCGCCAGGUGGUGGCCCCAGUAGGGGUGACAGGACUAAGGACAAGGAGGAUCACGCGCAGGCAUCCACUUCGGCGCCACCGGCGAGAUCCUUGGUGUCCAGAAUCCUGUCGAGGACACGGUCACCGGAGGAUUUGCUGGAUCAUUCGGAACCCUACUCGCAAUUAUGGGUGGUACUCUCGAAUGUGUACGGCGAGCUGAUCGUCGUGUUAACGUUGGCGGUGUGCUUGGCCGAGGUCAUGGACACGCCUGUGCCACUGCUCAGCUUGCAGGGCAUAUUUCUCAUGUAUCUCUACGUGGGCAGCAUUGCCGUUAUCAUCGCUAUCUACAUAUGGGUGCUGGUUGACAGCUGCAGCAGCUUAAGCAGAGGUGCUAACGGGCUCGGAGACGCGGAACUCGGUGGCGCGUCGCUCACCAGAUUCGGAUCAUUAAAACGAGCGCACAUCUCCAGAGCCAGGACGGCGCCAACCAGUUUUUAUAUACGAGUCGGCGCGCUCUUGUUCGGUCUGGCAACGUUGGUUUUUAACGGUUUGGAAAUGGCGAUGCACUCGAUGAUGCAGGGUGCCGAGUGCUUGACCGACGUCAUCUUCGUGCAUCCGGUGCUGCACGGCUUGUUCACCUUCUUGCAGAUGCACUUUCUCUUCGUAAACUCACAGGUGCUCGUAGAGCGUUUCGGUCUUGCAGCCAGAUUUGGCUUCACGCAUCUCGCGGCCACCAAUGUCGCAGUCUGGGCCCGUUUGGUGAUUUGGGAUACCGCACAGGAAUGGACAUACUUUGUACACUUGGCGCAACACGAGCAGCAAACCUCCGUGUCUCCAUUGAGUCUUCGAGGAUUUCCCGGAUCCUUGACACGACAUUCACGGGAUCUUAUAGAUAAUUCGGUGGCAAAGGGAAAUAAUUUCAAGCCCUACCAACCUGUUUCAAAUGAGCAAAUAUCACAAGUAAUUGCAUUGCAAGAAUGCUUGAACACUAAUACCUUGGGACAACUGUGGACUUCAAGCAUGCCAUUCCUAUAUCCCUUUAUUGUACAAUUUAGUUUGAUUGCCGCAGCGGUGACUUUCGUGAUGGGUCAGAAUGUUGGUCGGAGUCGACUAAUUAAACAAAAGUUCCACGGCAGCAAGGACUUAAGUAGUCACACCCGAGUAGGUUGCGACGGUUCCAGCAAGGGCCUCUUCCUGGGUAUCCUCUGCAUGGUCGCUGGCAUCGUGGUGAUUCUCAUAUUCCUCGUCGUACGGGAGGACGAGAACUUUCCCUCCGCUACUCUGUCGUGGCUCACGUGCGGCACUCUAAUCGGCAUACUGACCCUAAGCAGUCUAAUGACGGCGAGCGGUCUCGUGCAGGUACGUCAAAUCUCGGUGGUAACGCGAGCGCCGGCCGCCCUAGACAGCCUCCUGUCGAACGUGUCGCUCUUCGGGGUGCAACUCUACUCCGUCUUCACUGUCGUGGUGUGCGCCUGUUCCCUGGCCAUGUCGGACCAGGACGAGACCGAGGACACGCGGGCAAGACACAUCAUGCUGCUGUCAAUGUCGAUACUGCAGCUGGUCCAGUGUUUCGCGCAGAGCACGCUGAUCGCCGAGACCUCGCGACGCUCGUGCAUAACGCGCUUCCAAUUGCUGGCGAAACCUGGUCGCCAGGUAAUCACCUUCCUGCUGUUCAGCAACGCCGUGCUCUGGGCCUUCGAUACCGUGAUCACGCAGAACUGGCUGUCGCAGGAGCUGCAGCUACGGUUCUUCGGCGUGCUCGCCUGGGGCGUGCUCUCCAGGAUCGGGCUGCCCCUUCUAAUCUUCUACAGGUUCCACAGCUGCGUGCUACUGUUGGAGGCGUGGAACAAGUGUUACAGAACGCCACGGGGAGAACACCCUCUCAACUGACAACGCGGAAUCUCACGCCGAAUCUCGUGCAGACUGCAUUCUGGUUCGCAAGAACCUCGCCGUUCCGGGAGAUCAAUGUCGAUGGACAACGGACAUGCCUGCAAAUGGCUGUUGCAUCCGAAUUCGCUGUCGUUGGACGCGAUGCAUUUUCUCCCCUA
Messenger RNA from Monomorium pharaonis (pharaoh ant), 4087 nucleotides. Its product is annotated as proton channel OtopLc. NCBI's taxonomy places the organism in Eukaryota, Metazoa, Arthropoda, Insecta, Hymenoptera, Formicidae. Gene Ontology annotation, molecular function: proton channel activity. The transcript has 9 exons. Bases 1938 to 3929 code for a protein of 663 amino acids. The record is from RefSeq and is a predicted model, not a curated record. Gene Ontology annotation, biological process: proton transmembrane transport. Gene Ontology annotation, cellular component: membrane.